AUGGUUGGAGCCCCAGCAUCCACCUCGGCUGCUGGUGGCCCAGGCUCCGUAGGCGAGCCUCCUGCACCCGCUCAAGUGCACUCGAAUCGACAUGAAAAUGCGACAACGACCCAUAGCCACGAGCUGCCUCCACCUACGGAACAGCUGCGGCACCCUGACGAACGGAGCACCGAAAUUCAAAGUCUGGAUCCAGUCUCCGUGAAGAAUUCUUCGCUGAACAAGAACACGGAUACAGGGGACGGCGCGGACGAAUCUGCCACCGAGAGACAAGCAGCCAUGGACAUGGUGAAUAGGGCCAGCGCGGGCCAACCGGUAUUGUCGGGCCCAGAUCCGUUGGGGCUGGAAAAUAGCGAGACGCGCCAGCAGGAUGGAACAAGGGACGGCGAGACUGGGCAGAACAACUCGAGCCAGCUGCAAGCUCAAGGGCAAGAACAAAAGGUCAUAGCCAAGGCCGUUGGCUCGAACUUAUGGGGUACGUCGACCUAUGACCCUGACGACGAGACUGAUAUGUACUGGGAACACGGGCGCAGAUAUGCUCGGGAUUAUUUCAUGCCCAACGAUGAAGACGAGCAAGAUCGUCUGCGUAUCCUGCACCAGAUUUACCUCAAUAUCUUCAAUCUGGAGCUGACUACGAUACCGCUCGAGGACCCCACGGCGGUCUUGGACGUCGGGACGGGCACAGGCGAGUGGUCGAUGGCCAUGGCGGAGAGGUGGCCUGAGUGCAAAGUGACUGGCAUCGAUUUGUCACCGACCUUUGAGAGGGCAGUGCCCCUGAAUUGCCAUUUCGAGGUUAUGGACGGAGAGGACCCCUGGCCGUGGGAUGAUAACACAUUCGAUAUGGUGCAUUAUCGGCACAUGUCGGGCGCGUUUCGAGACUGGAACUAUGUUUAUGGCGAGGCGCUGCGUUGCCUGAAACCAGGGGGCUGGGUUGAGAUCUUGGAGUUCCACGACCAUGAGGGAGAGAAGAAUUUCUAUGAUCGGUUCCCUCCGCACUCGCUGAUGCACAAGGCCGCCAAGGGAAUCGAGGAGGCCGAGAAGAUCCACGGCAAGCACCGGGGUAUUGAUCACAUGGAGCCGGAGCUACUUGAGAAUAACGGGUUUGUUGACUGCGAGGUUCACGAACACAUCAUCCCGUUAGAUCCGUCCAAUUCGCCGCUGGGAAAGCUGUGGCUCGUCACGCUGCGGGCAGGCUUCGAGAGCUACUCGCUGAGGUUGUUGACCAAGUACCUUGGUUGGGACGCGGCUUCGGUGCGCAUGGCGUGCGAGUCGGUAGGCCAGCAGAUGAUUGCCAUGGCCACAAACCCUUCUCUGAACAAGGGAUUCCAGAUCCGUUUGAGGGUAACGAUCGCGCGGAAACCACUGGAGCCAAAGACUGAGGUCGUUUCCACCACGGAGGAACCACAGCCAGGCCCGUCUCUUGCUGCAUCGUUGUCACCUCCUGCUUCCUCGUUCCCGGUGGUGCCAGGCACAGAAGAUCUUUAUCCUAACGAAGCUGCUUAG
Messenger RNA from Diaporthe amygdali, 1500 nucleotides. RefSeq lists its product as uncharacterized. The record is from RefSeq and is a predicted model, not a curated record. Gene Ontology annotation, molecular function: methyltransferase activity. Lineage: Eukaryota; Fungi; Ascomycota; Sordariomycetes; Diaporthales; Diaporthaceae. Bases 1 to 1500 code for a protein of 499 amino acids. The transcript is spliced from 2 exons.